UGUAAAAAUAGAUUUUAUUGAAGGAAACUGUGGCCAUACAACUGCUGUUUGGAAAAGUGACAGAAAUUUUUUAAAACCUUUAGAAGAAUAUUUAGAGUGUGGUCCUUUAAUAUUGUAUAUUGAAAAUAUAAAUGGAAUUUUUGCAGAAAUUUAUUUGGAUUUUCUUGCAGUCAUUAUUGGAAAAAUAAAAAAAAAAGACAUAAAACGUUUUACAAUCACAUUCCAAAGAAAAUACAUUACUUUAAGUUACAAAAAAGAAAUUAAUCAUUUCGAAUUAAACGAUAAUGAAAUGAAUCUCAAACUAAAAUCAUUUAUAGAGAAUAUAGACAACCGAAUUGAAUUAAAAGUAAUUAAAAUCCAAACCAGUAAACAAGAUAAUAAUACAUCUUUAAUAAAUAAUACGGUCUAUGAUGAACAAACCAGAAAGCAACUAAGAGAUGUGGAGAAUUUAUCAUUAUGGAAUUAUGUUAAAGAGGAACUAAUUCAACCGUAUUUUUUUACACUACCCAAUACAACAAUUAACGAUUUCAUUCUUAAUUCAAUAAUGUACAACAAUGUAAUUAAAUUUACUCUUAGUAGAGCAAUAAUAAUCAUGUGCGAUCGAACUUCUAAGUAUACGAUUGUGCUAUUGAUAUAUGCCUUUGAGAUUAUGAGAAUUAAUCGUUAUAUUAUACCAUGUUGGGAUGAAUUAAUAAAUAAUUUAAAAAAAUUGAGUGAUGCACUGAUAUAUUUGAAUGGCAACAAUAAAUUAAAACAUGAUUUAUAUAAAAUUGAAGAAGAAAAAAAUGUGUCUUCAUUAAUGAGCAUUUUUAAAGACUUGGUAAUUGAUUACGCAAGUAUUAUCUUAUCGCGCAAAGAACAGAACAUAUAUAAUUUUAUAGAAGAUUAUACAGAAUUUAAUGAUGUGUAUAAACCCACGUUGCCACAAAAUUUAUUGGAUAAAAUAUUAAAAGGAUUUCCAAAACAUUACCCAAACGACGAGCCAUACCAAUUUGAACUUAUACCAGAAAACCUAUCUGAAAUAGAAGAAAAAUUUCAACAAAUUUUUAAAUUAAUUGAUGUAGAAUUCAAUAAUAUUUACAAAAUAAAUUUUUUAGUAAGGUAGAUAUUUAUUUUCAAAAAUAUUUAUGGUAACUUAAUCGCACUUGUAAUAAAUAAUUUAUUCUACCAUCUUACAAUUAAUAAUAGAAAAAAAUUUAGAUGUGUCAUUAAGAUGUGAAAUAAUUUAUACAUAUGAUACUCAUUAAGCAUAUUUCAAUAUUUUUUUAAAUAAAAUGAAU
Molecule: messenger RNA, 1280 nt
Organism: Daktulosphaira vitifoliae (grape phylloxera)
Lineage: Eukaryota; Metazoa; Arthropoda; Insecta; Hemiptera; Phylloxeridae
Exons: 8
Coding region: 290-1105 (271 amino acids)
Source: RefSeq, a predicted model, not a curated record